Molecule: messenger RNA, 1409 nt
Organism: Eptesicus fuscus (big brown bat)
Lineage: Eukaryota; Metazoa; Chordata; Mammalia; Chiroptera; Vespertilionidae
Product: T-cell surface glycoprotein CD1b-2-like
Exons: 6
Coding region: 110-1111 (333 amino acids)
Biological process (GO): antigen processing and presentation, exogenous lipid antigen via MHC class Ib; positive regulation of T cell mediated cytotoxicity; antigen processing and presentation, endogenous lipid antigen via MHC class Ib
Cellular component (GO): external side of plasma membrane
Molecular function (GO): lipopeptide binding; endogenous lipid antigen binding; exogenous lipid antigen binding
Source: RefSeq, a predicted model, not a curated record
UGUCAGUUGGAAGAAAGAGGAAGACGCUACGGAGCGCUGAGAAAACGGUUUGCUGAGUUCAGAGAUCAAACGCCAGCUCUGAGAGUCAGAAGUUCUGUCUGCCAGGGAAAUGCUGCCUUUGUCACUUCUGUUGCUCGCGGUUCUCGUCCCAGGUGGUGACAGCGAGCCGGCUUUCCAGGGGCCAACCACUUUCCACCUCAACCAGAUAUCGUCCUUUGCCAACAGCACCUGGGCACAGAACCAGGGCUCCGGCUGGCUGGGCGACGUGCAGAUCCACGGCUGGGACAGUGAGUCGGGCUCGGCCAUCUUCCUGAAGCCUUGGUCCAAGGGCAACUUGAGUGACGAGGAGGUGACUGAGCUGGUGGAGCUGUUCCGGGUGUAUUUGAUCGGAUUCAUCCGGGUGGUACAGGAUCACGUCAGUGAGUUCCAGCUGACAUAUCCCUUUGAGAUCCAGGGCACAGCAGGCUGCGAGCUGCGUGAGGGGAAGGCCACAGUCAGCUUCCUGCGGGGAGCCUUAGGGGGAGUGGAUUUCGUGAGCAUCAGGAAUGGGACAUGUGUGCCUGCUGCGGAGGGCGGCAGCCGCGCCCAGUGGUUCUGCACACUCUCCUCUCAGUACCAAGGCAUCGCUGACAUCAUCCAGAAGCUCCUCUACCACACCUGCCCCCGGUUUCUCUGGAGCGUCCUCGAAGCAGGGAAGGCAGAGCUGCAAAGGCAAGUGAAACCCAAGGCCUGGCUGUCCAGUGGCCCCCCUCCUGGUCCUGGCCGACUGCUGCUGGUGUGCCACGUCUUAGGAUUCUACCCCAAGCCUGUGUGGGUGAUGUGGAUGCGGGGGCAGCAGGAGCUGCCGGGCACUCAGCAAGGGGACUUCCUGCCCAAUGCUGACGGGACGUGGUAUCUCCGAGUGACCCUGGACGUGGCGGCUGGGGAGGCAGCUGGCCUGACCUGCCGAGUGAGGCACAGCAGCCUCGGAGGCCAGGACAUCGUCCUUUACUGGGGAAAUUCUACCUCCCUCACUGUGAUAGUUUUGGCAGUGAUAUUGCCCACCUUGAUUCUUUUGAUAUGUCUUGCUUUAUGGUUUUGGAGGCGCUGGUCAUAUCAGAAUAUCCCGUGAGAUGUUAUCAUGUCUCCUUGUACCUGUUUGGAAUAAGGACUCAGAAGACAAGAAGUUCAAGUUGUCAGCCCAGGAGUCAAUCUCAUCAUCUUUAAUCAAAGAAUUAUCAUAUUUGAUCAACUCAGGGUUCCCAUAGGUUGUGAGAUAUAUCAUCAUUUAGACACUGACAGAAAAAUCGUUAAGAACUCUGAAUUUAUUAUAUGAUAGUAUCAAUAGUAGGCUCCAUCCAGGUUUAAUAAAUAUGAGAUGUGAGAAAGGAUGUAUCUUGGAAUAAAUAAAAUAAAGUACAGAUGGUCCU